Ctenopharyngodon idella (grass carp) is the source of this 3287-nucleotide messenger RNA. It is a transcript of the gene fgd4b, whose product is annotated as FYVE, RhoGEF and PH domain containing 4b. The coding region runs from base 440 to 2842 and encodes 800 amino acids. Lineage: Eukaryota; Metazoa; Chordata; Actinopteri; Cypriniformes; Xenocyprididae. The record is from RefSeq and is a predicted model, not a curated record. The transcript is spliced from 17 exons. Gene Ontology annotation, biological process: cytoskeleton organization; filopodium assembly. Gene Ontology annotation, molecular function: metal ion binding; guanyl-nucleotide exchange factor activity. Gene Ontology annotation, cellular component: cytoplasm.
UCAACAGCGUUUCUCAGAAAUCGCUUACUGCACCUUAAAUGAACACUAGUUCAUUAGGACAUUGAGCAUAAUGAUGAAGAAAAGUGAAGUAGAACGAAAUUUAAAAAGAAAUUGUUUUAAUACGUCGGUAUUUUGGCCAUGUUUAAGUGUGACGCUGGCGUAGAGUUACUGUUAUAUGAAACGUUCUGGCUAUUAUUCUGUAGUGAGUAGUAAAUAUAUUAAAUAGCAAUUUAAUCAAUCUAUGUUGUGCUUUUUACGUCCACUUACGUGCAGUCUUCAUGCCUGCUUCAAGUUUGGAGGGGUGGAGUUGUAGUUAUAGUUGAACUCUGUCUGGUGUGGUGUUGGUUGAAGACUUGAAGUGUGCUGCAAACACAACACGAGGAUUUGAACAACUGCCUGUCUUUAACUGAGGUUGCAAGAGUGAUUAUUUAGAUCUGAGAUGUUUGAGAAGGUGAGGAGGAGCGUCAGAAGCGUGUAUGAUGUGGAGGAGUUCAGACGCACUGCAUUCAGGAGAAGAUCUGGACACGCUGAAGAGAUGAAGGUCAGACGUGGAUCAGUUCCUGGAGAUGUUGGAUGUGAUGAUAAGGACAAGAGUUUGCUGAGAGACAGGACCUCAGUGUUGAGGAAGACAGCGGUGUAUACCGUCUCACCAAUGCCUCCUCCACCAGUGCUUCCGAAGCCGAAAUUCCAGUGUCCAGUGAACAUUUCAAGAGGAAACAUCAUGGACGGGGAUGACACCAUGACAAAUAUAACCCGAGGGAGAACGUCAGCAGUCUCGAAGUAUUACCGACACUUGGACAAGGGUGUCACCAAAACUACAUCAGACUGUUCUCCGCUCAUUGAAGCUCCUGUGAACCCCGAACGCUCAGACUCAGAGGUCCUGCAGGGAGACGGCGUCUUCACUCAGGUGUCCUCGCAGGAGUCCGACUGGCACGUUUGGUCGGGCUGGUGGUCCGAAGAGGUCAAAGGUGAAGGUGUGUUUGAAGAGCAAGGAACGGACGCAAAACAUCUUGUGCCACCCUCAGAAAUCAGCAGGAGAGAAAGUGCUUUACAGAACCACAAGGACGAGACUCAGUGGCAGGAGAGUGUCCUAAAUGAAGAGACGCAGAACAUGGAGAAAGAUGAAGACAAACAAGAGCAGAUCAAAGAGCUCAAACUGUAUAAGAUAGCCAAUGAGCUCCUGCAGACGGAGAGGGCGUAUGUGACCCGUCUGCAUCUGCUGGACCAGGUGUUCUGUGCCAAACUCACCGAGGAGGCUGGGAAGGGGGCAUUUCCUGUUGAGGUGGUGAAGAGCAUCUUCUCGAAUGUGGGAUCCAUUUACACCUUCCACAGCAAGUUCCUCCUGCCGGAUCUGGAGACGCGGAUGAGCCAGUGGGACUCCACGCCCCGCAUCGGGGACAUCUUGGCACAGCUCGCGCCCUUUCUGAGGAUGUACGCCGAGUACGUGAUAAAUUUCGACAGCGCCAUGGAUCUGCUCAAACAGUGGAUGGAGCGAUCGGCACAGUUUAGCGCCAUCAUUCAGGACAUACAGAGUCAGGACGUGUGUGGGAAUCUGACUCUGCAGCAUCACAUGCUGGAGCCGGUGCAGCGGGUUCCUCGUUACGAGAUGCUGCUCAAAGACUAUCUGAAGAAACUCCCGGAGAACGACAACGACCGCAGCCAGGCCGAGAAGUCUCUGAACAUCAUCUCGAUGGCUGCCGCACACUCCAACACGGCCAUCCGCAAGAUGGAGAACCUGAAGAAGCUCAUGGAGAUCUAUGAGAUGCUGGGAUGCGAGGAGGACAUCGUUAACCCGUCCAACGAGCUCAUUAAAGAAGGACAGAUCCUAAAGCUGGCCGCCAGAAACACCUCGUCCAUGGAGAGAUACCUCUUCCUGUUUAACAACAUGUUGCUGUACUGCGUGCCCAAGUUCAGUCUUGUGGGUCAGCGGUUCACCGUGCGCACGCGGGUCGGAGUUGCGGGCAUGAAGGUGCUUGAAACCUCCAAUGAUGACUAUCCUCACACUUUCCAGGUGUCGGGUAAAGAGCGAACGCUGGAGCUGCAGGCCAGCUCAGAGCAAGACAAAGAGGACUGGAUUAAGGCAUUCAAGGAGACCAUUGAAAUCUUUCAACAGAAGAAUGAAACUUUCAAGUCAGCCUCUAAAGAAGUGGCGGAUGAGGUGUCUAAAGAAGAGUUGGGGAAGAGAGCCCCGCGCUGGAUUCGGGACAAUGAAGUGACCAUGUGCAUGAAAUGCAAGGAGCCCUUCAACGCUCUGACCCGCAGGAGACACCAUUGCAGGGCAUGUGGAUAUGUUGUGUGCUAUAAAUGUUCGGACUAUAAGGCACCACUGAGGUACGACAGUAACAGAUUAAAUAAGGUCUGUAAGGACUGUUACUUCACUCUCACCGGCAGAGCGGACACCGAGGAACCAGUUGCCGGGAAGAAAAGAGGAAUUCUUGAGAUUGAAGCCGCUCAGGUCUCAGGAAACAGUGUCUUAUGCGGUUUUCUGCAGUACAGUGACAGAACUAAACCGUGUCAGAGGGUCUGGUGUGUGAUUCCACAGCAUGACGCACUGGUGCUUUACCUGUACGGCGCUCCACAGGAUGUCAAAGCCCAGUGUACCAUCCCGCUCCUGGGUUACCAGGUUGAGGAUGUCCAGCGGCCUGUGGAUCAUCCUCCCACCAGCUUCCGUCUGUGCCAGUCCAAAUCUGUCCACUGCUUCACUGCCGACACGGAGGAAGUGAAACUGCGCUGGCUGAGAGUGAUACGCAAAGCCGUGAUCGGGGAGAUGCCGGAAUGCCAGACGCCAGAUGUUGUCGACCUUGCCAACGGUUGCCAUGAAGGAGUGCCUGAUGGUACCUGAAAAAGACAGACGGUUUUCCACCUUUUGCACUGUUAGGUGUGCAACCCUUAAAAUCCCAGCAGAUUAGAAUAUGUGUUGGUAAAGAAAACACUUAGGGAACAGAUUGGAUUUGUUUGGGAGUGUAUAAAUAGAUGACAAAUCAAUAUCAGAUAUUUUAAUGCACUAUAAUGUCAACCUCAAUCAGACUGGUAAAACAUUCAGUGAUUAUUUAAAUGAUUUUACUGUCUUUGUAUUUGUUCGCAGACCAAUCACUGCCAAGCUAAUCCAAAUUAUUAUGCUUUGUGAUUUAUUAGUCUUUCUAUUUGUGCCAUCAUCUUUUAUAUAUAUUUUUAUUUUUUAAUGUUAAUGUGCUGCUUGUCAUUGUCACUGUCCCUAAGAUUUAUGCACUUUAUUGCUUUUUGUAAACCAGGAUGUUGACAUUAAAAUGAAUAAAGAAUAAAAGCUC